AUGGCCACUGGGAUUCCGGAGCUUCGAUCCUUCAAGCCCGCAGCUUCAAUCGGUCCGCAUACGAAGCUUUGCCAGCCUGUGGGAGACAUUGUGUGGAUACUGUACGUACCAAAGACCGUCGAAAGGUCAGAACCGUUCGCUGAUCAGGAUGAAUUUAUUGUACAGGUUACAGCCGGAAGUGAUUGCUCCGCGAGCAGUCUGUCAUGCUUCUGCAGCAAUCAAAACGUCACGGCGACCUUCAACACGUGUAUCCAGAGUGCCUGCAUGCCCCCGACGACGCUCCUCGAAGUGCAGAGAUAUCAGGCCGACACUUGCAACUAUCCCGUCCGCAGCAAACAGUCGCUUCACCGCGGAGCGCUAUGGGCGACGUUCAUACUUGCGACCAUCUUCGUGCUGUUUCGCACGCUCUCACGAAUGCCGCUUCUAGCAGGGAGUGGCUAUUCGUACGAUGACCAUGUCGUGUACUUUAGCUACGCGAUGGCCGUGGCGCUUGCCGUAGCUACGGAGAUCACAUUGAAAAAUGGCUCCGCGACGGACGAGUAUACGCUUACGCCGGAUAUGAUUGUGAGGUAUAUGAUUGUGAGUUGCUUGAUCGAAGUCUGAUUCUCGAGAUCGCGAGCUGACCGGUAUGAUCAGUGGACAUACAUCAGCGAAGUCCUCUACAACACGCUCAUCAUCACCACCAAAAUCGCAGUAAGUCUAGGCCCGUUGUCAUUUGCCUGAACAGAGGAUCUUACUCUCCUCGACUCCAGAUCAUCCUGCUCUACCUCCGCAUCUGGUCGGUCGACAAGAUUACCAAAGCUUUCCGCAUCGCAAGCUGGUCCAUCAUCGGAGUCCUCGUGGCCACCUGCAUCGCCUUUGACUUUGGAUUGAUCUUCCAAUGUGUGCCCGUCUCGUCUACUUGGGAAUACAUCUACGGAGCCAUGGGCAAGUGUGUUAAUCUGCCAGCCUUGACGUACACGUUUGGUGCGCUGAGCGUGGUGUAUGAUGUGAUCAUAUUCUUCCUGCCGGUGUGUAUUUCAAUGGUACCUCUUUGGUUGGUGAGAACAAGGUUGCUGAUGAGAGGUGUACAGAUCCAUAGUCUGCUGAAGCUGAACAUCACCUGGCAGCGAAAGCUGGGUGUUUGUACUGUGUUCCUGGUUGGUUUUAUUGGUAAGUUCUGUUACAAUGCCCCUGAUGAUUCCUUGAUACUGACCCGUGUGAUUCCCAGUCACCAUCUGCACUAUUGUGCGACUGCAGUAUCUAGUCCGCUUUAGCUCACGGCAGAAUCUCACCUGUAAGCAUUGCUACGACUAUCUCUCGCGUUCAGAACUUCUGCUUACCUCUCCACUUCUUCCUCACAGGGAACUACCAGCCCGUAUCAAUGUAAGAGGUCCUUUUGCAACAUUGCACCGCCAGCACUCGCUAACCUCCCUUUCUGUGAUCAGGUGGAGCAUCAUUGAGGCAAAUCUAAGCAUUGUCGCAACCUGCAUGCCCGCCACCGCAGGCCUUUUCCAGCGUUGCUACAGAUACUGCACAGGACAGCAACUCUCCAUUUCGACCGGUCACGUUGCCCGUCAGCGGGAUCUCAGCGACGACGGCACCACCACCACGGCAGUCGAUGCCGGUGACGACGGAAGCUACGGAAACGAAAAGUCCCGCAUCGAUUCUGGACAAGACUCUUGUGGCAAGGGCACCGAGUCGGAACAGAGUCAUACCGAUCUCGCCAACGUGGAAGAAGCCCUGGCACGCGGAGAAGUCGACGGACGCGUCCGAGCCGAGCGCGAAGAGCCUUUCAAGACCACCGAGGUGGGCGGGACGAACUCCCCACAAGCCACGAGCGAAGUUAUCGACGAACAUCUGGCCGAUCACCCGGGCUCGACGGGCUUGGUCUACCAGCCUGGCCGGAACAAGGUCGAGAUUCACCAUAACCCCCCUAGCAAGCCGGCGGAAUCCGAGCUGCAGUACCGGGAUCAGGAAGACGUGGUGCAUAACGUCAGGGUAAUUGAUGUCCCGCAGACCCGCAUGCCUGGCCCACCGAUUCCUGAUCGCCAUCGCGACAGGAGCGAUCCCGGACGGGCAGUGAGUGCUCUCCAGGAGGUAGAGCUGGUCGAAUCGCCGAGAAUGUCCUCGCCCUAUCGAUAUUCGCAGGGUUGGGAUCAGCAGAGCUCUCGAGACGUGUAAACAGUUUUGUACAAGUAGUCGUAUUUGUAUAGUAUGCGUGCUGUACUAAAAUCGUAAUAUAUUCGAACCCGGUAAAUCUUUCUUCCGCCCGAGCUUUUUCCAGACAUGUCGUCACGGGUUGUCAUCGCAUGUAGAUGGCCACACUUGCACUGCAACUACCUACUACCUACAUGUAUCGAACGAACAAUCUUCUUUCCAAAACCUCGUCCAAACCAGUCCAGACUCACCAGAACCAGAACCUCUUUCUUUUCUCCCUCCAAGCACAUCCAACUCUUCUCAAUCUCGACCUCAACCCCGUCCUCGUGCCAAAGAUGCGAACGACAAUGCCACUACCCCGAAGAAGCUUCCCAGCACUCGCCGCCCACGGCCAACUCUCCCGCCGCGCCUUCACCACCUUCCCCCGCCAAUCCUUCGCGACGAAAUACGACCAGGACAAAGACAGCAUCAACCCGGAAUCGAACGAAUACAGCAAAUCCGGCGGCGACGGCGCGGCCGCGCAAGCGACGGAAAAAGCGGCAUUUGAUCCCAAACAGACGAGUCCCGAGGAGGAGGAACAGAUGGCGUCGCGGGAAGCUGGUGGGGUAAGUCAGUCAAUUGAGUGACAAAGAAAGAAAUGAAAUGAAAAAGACAGCAAGAUACAUCUGUUUUGUGUUUGUGUGAGGAUGCAAAUGUGUUGACUUUUUGUGUGUUGGUAUAGGAAUCGAAUAAUCCGCUCAAUGUGAGUCCGGCGAAUACGGCUAUUAGCCAGCCGAGAGGGCAACAGGAGGGAGGGGCGCAGGGGUCGGAGGGAGAGACGGGAGGGAGGAGUGGGAGGGCGAGGACGAGUGGGGGUGGCAGUCCGGCGAAGAGCGGUGGUGGGAAGUCGGGAGGGGGAUCUGUUUAG
Lecanosticta acicola is the source of this 3046-nucleotide messenger RNA. NCBI's taxonomy places the organism in Eukaryota, Fungi, Ascomycota, Dothideomycetes, Mycosphaerellales, Mycosphaerellaceae. The record is from the annotation of a GenBank genome assembly.